AUGGUAUUCGAAGACGACGACGAGGCGCUGUCCGGUCGCUCUGGUGGAGAGGAAGACAACCAACCCCGAACCAAGAAGAGGCGGACAAACUCAAGUGCGCAAGCGAACGGCGUUGAUACUGAAGGCCCCGCCUGUCAAUCCUGUCGAAAGAAGAAAGCCAGAUGCUCGAGGCGGCAGCCUUGCUCGGCUUGUGUACGAUACAAUGUAGAAUGUGUGUACGAUGACAGAAGAUCCAAACCAGGAUUACGCACUGGCGCCGUUGAGAACCUCAGCCAGAGAGUCGCCACGCUCGAAAACAUGUUUCUCGGCCAGGGCGUCUUAUGGCAACAGGUCUUCAAUUGCCUGAACUCGGCAGCCAGCCGCAAUGCUCCCAGCCCAAGCCAAGACGGCUCUUCGAAUGUAUCACUCAACGAGAGAACAACUUCGCUCAAGAAUACCCUCGCAACGCUGGCCGAAGGCGGAGAGCCUGCGUUGACAACGCUUGCAACCAUUCCUACAAAUGACAAUGUCGCUCUAGGAAAGACAGCGGAAACGAGGACGCGAACAAGUCUCAAUUUUGACCGGGUGACCGAAGCGGACCUACUGCCAGAGCCCGACCUCAUGGAUACUCUUGUCGAGAUUUACUUUUCCAAUAUCCACCCCUGGAUUCCCAUGCUCCACGUGCGCCAAUUUCGGGAGAGAAUGCAGGAUCCAGCUCAGCGACCCCAUCUCAGCACCAUAUUUCAUGCCAUAGUUUCUUUGUGCGCAAGAUUCUCCCAGGAUCCUCGUCUGGGACUGCCCGAGGAAAAGACACGCAAGGCAAGAAGAUGCCGGCAGUAUGUAAUACUGAACAGUAUGGAGUCCUUCUCAGUGGAGAAUCUUCAGGCUCUGACAAUAAUUGCCUUUGACACCAUCGGCAGUGGUAGAGGUCCAUCAGCUUGGUCUAUCGUUGGAAGCAUGACCCGAACGGUUGAACAAUUACAGCUCAGUGUUGAAGAUGAAGACCAACCACCGGCUGCGAAGCACCUCAUCAAGCGCAUGGCAUUCCUGCCGCUUUGUCGAAGCUGGAGCGAACGAGAAGAGAGGCGUCGGGUCUUCUGGAAUAUCUUCCUGAUGGACAGGUUCUGCAGUGUCGCAACAGGUUGGAACUUUUCUCUUACCAGCGCAGACGUAAAACGACGUCUACCCUGCGAGGGGGCGCUUUGGGAGAAUGGAGAACCGCUCCAGACCCCAACACCAUAUUUCGGUGUAGCUGAUCAGUCCAGCGGCUCCAGUGGGACCCUUCCUGCUGCACGUCUGGAAGAGGCAGCUCAGGAUUCACUUGGGGGCUUUGCGUACUGCAUCGAAGCUACCGAGAGCCUCAGUCUCGUGACGUCCUUCUUCCUCCAGCAAGCUAUCGAUGUUUCCAAGCCACACGAGAUCCAAGUCUGGUUGAUGAAGUUCAAGCAACUUGACUUGCGUCUAGUACAGUGGAAGAUUUUCCUUCCCGAACAGUGGCGGGAGGCAUGCGUUCUUAAUGUGGACGGCAUCAUGGACCCUAAUCUCACUCUCGCUCACCUAACGCACAAUUCAAGCGUAGUGCUGCUUCAUCAGGGCGUCGCCUAUCCGUUGCCCGAAUGGCAAGCUACUGGAAUACGACUGCCGUCAGCAUCUAGUGCGGAAACAUGCAUGGCUGCGGCAACAGAAGUGGCUAUCAUUGCCGAGAAAUUUCUCCAAGACUCGCAGCAAGUUGUCAGCCCACAAUUCGCGUUUUGCCUCUUCAUCUGCGGACGAAUGUUCCUGGCCCAUUCAACAUACUACAAUUUUGCUCUUCCGGAUGGCUUUGAUUCGCUAGUGAACAGCCUCAAUGUUAUAGCUCAAAGGUGGAACGGUCUAGGUGAUGUGUCUGACAACCUGGCAUCCAAAUUCGCCGGUCGGCUGAUUCAAGCGCGGCAUCAGGGCAGGGGAAUGCUCGAUAUCCGGCAAGCAGUCUACUCGGACGAUGCCCGUCUAGACACAAUCUCCGUACCGUCUGGAGAUAACCCAAAGACUCCUGGGAUGUCUCGUAUCAGAUCGAACCUUCGAGAUAUUGCAUUCUCGCCGAGUCAAGCCACCGGCCAAGAAUCGGCCUUUCUAGGCGGCCUUGGAACUUCCACCAUGGACUUUGAACAAGAGGCUUCCCCUGACAGUAUAUCUCUGGCAUUUCCUCCACUCCCGAUAGCGUUCCAUGCGCAAAGUGCAAGCAGAGGCCCGACGGCCAUGCCCUCGCCAAUGCCCGGCGGUGCGAUACCGCCAAGCCACGUGAAUGGAUACGAUCACUUCGACGUCGGCGUUCCAAAUAACCAUGGCACCACACAUCACCCAACUGGAGACUUCGAAGACCUCAACGCUUACUUGGACUACUCUUUUUUGCCGAAUCAGAGAAUUAGCAUGUUCUCGGGGGCAGUAGAGAAAGAGUAG
Colletotrichum phormii is the source of this 2418-nucleotide messenger RNA. RefSeq names its product fungal-specific transcription factor domain-containing protein. The transcript has 7 exons. Gene Ontology annotation, cellular component: nucleus. The record is from RefSeq and is a predicted model, not a curated record. Gene Ontology annotation, molecular function: DNA binding; zinc ion binding; DNA-binding transcription factor activity, RNA polymerase II-specific. NCBI's taxonomy places the organism in Eukaryota, Fungi, Ascomycota, Sordariomycetes, Glomerellales, Glomerellaceae. Gene Ontology annotation, biological process: regulation of DNA-templated transcription; DNA-templated transcription. Bases 1 to 2418 code for a protein of 805 amino acids.